Messenger RNA from Closterium sp. NIES-67, 1304 nucleotides. The record is from the annotation of a GenBank genome assembly. Lineage: Eukaryota; Viridiplantae; Streptophyta; Zygnematophyceae; Desmidiales; Closteriaceae.
UGUUCACCCCCACUCCAAAAUUCCUGCAAACCACAGAUCCAACGACACAACUUCCACUCAGCUUACAAAGCUAGCAGCUGUUGUUUCAGUCGCAACUUGGACGACCGUCAUCAGCAUGGCACCAAAGAGCCUACUCGUUGCGUCCGUGCUCGCGUUACUCGUCCUCUCAUGUGCGGCUCACCGCGGAGGUCCCUUCGGAGGCGGAGGGUUCGGGCGUGACGUGUGGCGCGGUCUCCUGAAUGGCACCCUCGGCACGCCAGUUGGCUCGCUCAAGGCCUUCAUGAACGGCUCUCAGGUGCUCGACGCCAGCGGCGCCGCCGUCGGCGACGCGAACGCGACGGGGAUAAUCGGGCUCGUGGUGCUUAAAACGGACACGGACUACAACAUCCUCUACCAGGCCGGCGUACGCGUUACAGACGCGGGCCUCCCCACCUCCAUCGCCAUCAACAGCGACGCGGCCGGCGCCGGCGGCUCCCCCGUCAUAGAGUUCUCCGCUACCGAAGCCGCGUGGCAGAAUUACACGUGGAACGGGACCCGAUUUGGACGGUUCGGGCAGGGAAACCAGGGCGCGGCGCUGAAGGCUGUGGUGAAGGUUCUCUCGCAGUGGUUCCCCAAUCUGAACUCCACCGGUGCUGGGUCGUUUUUCGGCGGGCGCGGGGGCCCCAGAAGCCCGCCUUCCGGAUUCGCUUAUGGCUUCUCCGGUGUUUGGUACAACGCGAGCACGAUCACGAACAGCGGGGGGAGGAGCUACGCGGAUGUCGUCGCGGUCGACAUGCUUGCAGCGCCGGAGAGCUUCUAUGGCGUCGUGAAAACCGACGCGUUUGCUGAUGGGGUUGUCCGGGGGGCGUUCGCGAACCACACCAUGCACGGGGGGCGUGGAGGGCGCGGGGGACGCGGGGGGGCCAGGUUUGGCGGCUGGCUCGGCGGGCGCCGCAACUAAAUACGUGGGAAGCGGUACAGUGCGGUGUGGUGCAGCGUGGUAUGGCGUGGUGCGGUGACGCCACACCUUACAACAGAGAACGGGAGGGGUGGGUGGUGAUUCCAGAGGCAGCACGCAUGGCAUGGAGGUCAAGUCUGGCGCUUGCUGCUCCUCAAAGCUCGGCACUUAACUUCGGCACAUACCAAUAUGGUGGCAUUCUGCAUUCUGCAGCUCCAGAUUUGGACUCCAUGGCGUUGCAUAUCUGCCUCUGGUAUCCGUCACCUUUUCUUACUAUCGCUUUCAGUCAUCCUUUUACACUUUUGCUGUGCCUUACCCUGUAAUCACUUCUUGUGAAUGCAUGUAGUGGAUUAUUUCCGGAAAAAAU